This is a messenger RNA of Trametes versicolor FP-101664 SS1, 2738 nucleotides long. Its product is annotated as patatin-domain-containing protein. The record is from RefSeq and is a predicted model, not a curated record. Gene Ontology annotation, molecular function: triacylglycerol lipase activity. NCBI's taxonomy places the organism in Eukaryota, Fungi, Basidiomycota, Agaricomycetes, Polyporales, Polyporaceae. Gene Ontology annotation, biological process: lipid metabolic process. The transcript is spliced from 20 exons. Bases 69 to 2657 code for a protein of 862 amino acids.
CUCACUGCUGGUACAGUCUCUCUUGCUCUCUGCUGUACAAUCGUUUUCGCUGGAUCAUACCCUGAACAAUGUCGCAACACACCGGCUCCGAAGAGCGUCGGAAACCGUCGCCAUUUGACCUUGACUAUGUAGACGAGAAGCACAUGCAGCAGUUCGAGGAAGCUUUGCGUGCCGACGACUCUGCCAUACUAAGCGACUUCAACGAAGCACCUAAUAGCCCCGUGGUCGGCCCUCAACACUUUGGAACACCAUCCUUUGGGCAGCGCGUGCGGAAGGUCUCCGCAUUGUCGGAUUUUGCACCUGUAAAUCUCAAGGUCAAGAGGCGGAGGCGACCACCCAGACCAGCGCACAAGGGCCGCGAGUGGCUCUACCUCACGCUACGAUGGCCGCUAUUGGGCCUUAUAUUUCUGUUUAUUGCAGCGCAGUUCAGCAUGUACGUCCUAAUUCGACAAUUGGUGAAUGCGAAGGAAUGGAUGUCCGCAUGGCGGGGAAGAAGGGGGAUCUUACGUGCGAGGUUGCGGAAUGCGCGGACAUAUCAGGAGUGGAAGGACGCUGCAUUGGCAUUAGAUGAACAUAUGCUCUUUGAUGACUGGAAGCUUCUUGACGAGGACCCGUACUACGACUGGAAGCUUGUCCGAAAGGUCCGACGUUCGCUCAAGGCCGCUAGAGAGAAGAAUGAUGCACGCAGCGUCCUAGGUGUACUAGAGACUUGCAUCAGGACUAAUUUUGGUGGUGUCGAGUCCGCUAGACUAUACAGCGAGACGUAUUAUGGCACGAAGGUCCUCAUUGAAUCCUACAUUGACGAAGUGGAGAGAGCGCUUGAGUACAUCCGUCACACGCCGGAUAUAUCCAAUGAGGAGAAGAAACGAUUCUUCAAGAGUUGUAAUACCAACCUGGGAACGUCUGCACUGUGCUUAUCAGGGGGCGCGUCCUUCGGCUACUAUCACUUUGGUGUCGUAAGAGCGUUCUUGGAUCAAGAUCUGCUCCCCCGUGUCAUCUCAGGGACGUCCGCCGGUGGCCUCGUUGCGGCGCUCGUGUGUACACGCACGGACGCUGAGCUUCGGGAGCUUCUUGUCCCGGAGCUCGCAAACCGUAUCACUGCAUGCGAGGACACGUUCCAGGUCUGGUUCAAGAGGUUCUGGAUCACAGGUGCAAGGUUCGAUAGCUCAACAUGGGCGAAGAAGGCUUGCUUCUUCACUCGCGGUUCAAUGACCUUCCGGGAAGCCUACAUGCGCACGGGGCGCAUCUUGAACGUCUCUGUUAUCCCUGCUGAGCGUCAUUCGCCGACGAAGCUGCUUAACUACAUUACAGCGCCUGACACUGUCAUCUGGAGCGCCCUCCUGGCGUCCGCCGCUGUUCCUGGCAUCUUGAACCCCGUAGCUCUGAUGCAGAAGACGAAGGAGGGGAACAUCGUGCCGUGGAACUGGGGAAGCAAGUUCAAAGAUGGUUCCUUGAGAGUUGACAUCCCGGUCCAGGCGCUCAAUCUCUACUUCAAUGUCACCCAUCCCAUCGUCUCACAAGUCAACCCGCACGUGCAUCUGUUCUUCUUCGCGCCGCAAGGGUCUGCUGGGAAGCCGGUCGCACAUAGCAAGGGCAAGGGAUGGAGGGGCAACUUCCUCCUGUCUGCUGCGGAACAGUGGCUGAAGCUCGAACUAACGAAGAACUUCAAGUUGAUUCGAGAUCUCGACCUGUUGCCGCAACUCCUCGGGCAAGAUUGGUCCAGCGUGUUCUUGCAGCGCUUCGAAGGCUCUGUGACCAUAUGGCCCCGCACGCGCAUGAUGGAUUGGAUCCAUAUUCUCAGCGACCCGGAUCCCGUGGAGUUGGAGCGAAUGAUGCGCAUCGGACAGCUCGUCACUUGGCCCAAGUUGCACAUGAUCGAGAACCGCCAUCGACUCGAGAGACAGAUCUUCCUCGGCCGCCAGAGCGUCCGCAGAGCGAUGCAAAGUGGCAGUCGCGAGCGGAUGGCGAACAAGAUCGAGUCGAUGCCUCAAGAACCUGUCCCGCCGCCGAACACAGGGACGAACCUCCCAACCUUCCUCGCACCACCUGUGAUGGCAACCAUUACCUCUGAGGAGCCGUUGCCCAUGGACACCGAUGCGGAGGCUGCGUACAUCAACGGUUCCAGCCACCGGGGCUCUCUCGUCCCUCAGGCCUCCACCUCGUCCCACCGUGACCGCGACCACCCCGAGCACGGCUCCGGUCGCCACCAGCCUCGCCGCAGGAGAACGCCGAUCUCGGUACAUGCCGACGGGAGCCUGGACGACAUCGCCGAAGGCGACUUCGGCGCUGCGACGCCCGACCCACCCCCGCCGCCGUCUGGGAGCGAGACCGACCGGCACUCGACACACAGCAGAGGACACCAUGCGCGCGCGUCGGAUACGUCGAGUCUGUUCAAGCGGCUGCGCAAGGCGUCUCUGGGCGCUGCGUUCUCGCCGUUCGCGUCGCUGCGCCGGCCAAUGCGGAGUCCUCAAGCGGAGGGGCAGGUGGUGGCGACGCCCGAGCCUGUGUGGUCGGGCGACAGCUCGUCCGAUGACGACGACCUGUCGGUCAUGUCUUUUAGGCGCAGUCGGUUCCCGUCUGCGUUCGAGUUGCACCAGGCAAUGGACAGGAAUUCGUCGGAUGAGGGCCUGCAGCCAGAGGUUGACCGGGACAGCUGAACGUUGUAUGAAGUACUGUUACACACUCUUUCGCGUUAUGAUUUCCGCUCUGCUAGUGUACAAGCAUGUACAUAACCACCC